UGUCUGCCCCGCAGUAUCCCUCAGACAACACGGAGGACGCUAGCAGCUCCGGCAGCCCCAGCAGGACGCUCCGAACACUGCUGCACAUGUUUUUAAUCGAAGACCAGCCCGCAGAGGACCACCUGAGACAAGAUGUACCACUCUGACCACGGCGUAGACUUCCCUGACCUCUCCUUUCAAAUCCCUGGCAGCCCUGCAGAGCUGCACCAAGCUAACAGAGAGUAAAACCAAACCCCAGCAGGCUUCAUCCUUCCCCCUCUUCAGCCACUCCCUCCUCCAGCUCCACUCCCAGCCUCCCUCCUCCUGGACCAUGGACAGCCCUCCGAAGCUGUCCGGUGAGACCCUGAUCGUGCACCACAUCCCCCUGGUGCACUGCCAGGUGUCGGGCCGUCGGCAGGGAGGCUGCGGGAGCUCUCUGAAGAGGAGCAACCCCUUCAGCCCGCCGGAGAACCUGGGCUUGAGUCGCACCACUUCCCUCCCGGAGAGAGACGUCCUCCAGAGGGAAGCCCUCCUCUACAGCAGCCUCAUCCAGACCUCCAGCGGCUCCUGGGCCUCCAACGGGGGGAGGGAGAGGAAGGGCGGCGGGAGAGGAGGCAGCAUGGCGAGCGACGAUUCCUCGUUUGCCUCCAGCAACUCGGAGGACCAGCUGAUCACCGCUCACACCUUACCCAGAGCCAAACCCAGGAACAGGAAUCCGCUGCGUCACAAUCCGUUCCUGCUGAACACCGAAGACGACGAGGAUGAGGAAGAGGAGGAGGACGAGGGCGACAACCUCAGCGGCUACCUGGAGGACUCGUCUUUCCACCUCCACAGCGACGCCAAUUCCGACGGCUUGGCGCCCUUCCACCUGCACGACCUCGGAUUCGCCUCCGAGCCGUUCCUUCUGCACAGCUCGGUGGGGGGGAGCAGCCGGGAGUCUCUGAGAGGCGUGGCUUCAGAUCUGUCCGCCCACCUGGAGGACCUGGACAUCCUGGGCCUAGAUGGCCAGCGGCGCCACGGGAGCAGCGGCUCCAACAUGUCCAUGGACUGCGGGGAGCAGGACUGGGGCGACGACGACGAGGAAGACGAAGACCACCCGAUGAGGUGUGGUCGAAGCAGCAAGACGGGCUCGUACUCGUCUGGCUCGUCCACCCAGCACUGCUCCUGCUGCACCCUGUCCCAGAACUACCCCCAGAACUACCCCCAGCACUUCCCCGAGCCGUUCUCCGAGUGCCAGCAGGGCUACGGCAGCGACUCGUCCUGCAACAGCUCCGACGGCGUCCUCGUCAACUUCAGCGCCAUCUACAACAAGAUGAACAACGGCGUCCCGGAGAAGCCGCCGGCGUCCGGGACCGCCAACCUCAACAGCUCCACCGACCACUCCUGCACCUCCUCGGUGUCCGAUCUGCACCAGCGGGACACGACCGGAGGAGCUUUCUACCUGGACCUGCACACCUCCCCGACCGAGCCGCCGCCGUCCCACCAGCAGGCCUCCUUCCCCCUCAUCCGGGAGCCUCACCUGUCCACCUCCUCUACCUGCUCCUGCUCCGUGGAGCACCAGGGGCUCCUGGACCUCGACGCCAACUGCAACUCCUUCCACCCGCCUCCUCGCGCCGGGUCCUCGGGCGACCUUGCCUCCUGCCUGCAGAGUCAGGCCCGGCUGGUGGUCGCCACCCAGAACUACUACAAACUGGUGACCUGCGACUUGUCGUCCCAGUCGUCUCCGAGUCCCGCUGGCUCCUCGGUCAACAGCUGCUCCGACGAACACAGCAAAGGAAGCCCGACGCCGACUCAGCCCAGCGAGUACUUCCUGUUCAGGCAGCGGGCCCAUGAGCAAGGCGUGGAAGAGGAGGAGGACGAAGAAGGAGAGUCAUCCAGGCGAGAUGAUGAUGACGAUGAGGAUAAUGAGGAGGAAGAAGAGGAAGGGAAGACGAAGGAGGCGGCCGGUGCUGCUGAAGCUUCUAACGCCAUGAUUGAAGGUCAGGUUUACGUGAACGUCUCCCCUCCGAUGGUGGGUCGAGGGGCCAUCGGCGCCGCCUCGGGAAGCCGUCCACGAUCCCGCAGCUACGACCGCAACCUGGACAAAUCCCCGUCGCCUCGCCUCGGCUCUUUAGAGCGCAUGCUGAGCUGCCCGGUCCGGCUCAGCGAGGGCGCCGCUCCAACACCGCCUCCACCGCCCAGGGUCACCUCCUUCGCGGAGAUCGCCAGGAGCAAACGCAGGAACGGAGGCAACGGAGGGUCGCCGUCCACCAAGGCGGCGGCGGCGAUGGACCCCUUCUCCUCCACCUACUCCACCCACUCCCACUCCUCGGUGGAUUUCUCUCCGAUCCUGGAGCAGCGGGUCGAGGCGGACAGUCAGCUGUCACCUGUUCCGUUCACCAGGUGUUACAGUCAGGGCAGCAUCGAGAGACACCUGGAGGGGGCGAGAGAGACCCGGGCCAAGGCUGAAGGUGGUCUCUCCACGUCCUCAGACAGCCGCCCGGCGGUGGUCCGCUACUCUAAGGACCAGCGACCCACCACGCUGCCCAUCCAGCCCUUCACCUUCCACCACCAGUUCUCCUCCAAGCCCCCCCAGCCCAAGCCCCUGCUGCCCCUGCUGACCGGCUACGUCUCUGGGAUGCAGACUCGCUCCAGCUCGGGUUCCGGCUCCGGCUCUGGAGGUCCGGUCGGGGAGGACGGUGAGGACGGAGCUGGAAACAGAUUCCAGGGCUCCCUCAGCACGGCGGCUCCUCCUCCCGGCUCGGUCCGGCCGUCGCCUCUCGGCAGCUACUCCCCGGUCCGGCUCCAAGGGGCCCCCAGCUCUGGGACCUGCUCCACCUGCAGCCCCAGUCCUCAGCCCACCCACAGCCUCUCCUGCCCCCUCUCUGCAGGACUCGGACCCCUGCACACCCCACCCACAGUGAAGCAGGGAGGCGGGUCGGCGCCGUUGCCCCUGACUCCUCCACCUUCCUCCCUGGGGGCAAAGAGAGGGGCGGUGCCGCCGAUGCUGCCGGCGGUUCAGGGACACUGUUUCCACCGAGGAUCUCUGUCCAGUUUACCGUCACUCCACAGCGACACACUGAGCCCACUGGGCUGCGUGGACUCUGGAAAACAUGCAGAGGGAAGCAAAGGUCCUGGAGCCAGGAGUCAUAAUGCGCACCACCUCUCUCCUCAGGCUCUCAAAUGGAGGGAGUACCGGCGUCGAAACCCUCUGGGUGUGGAGAGGGCGUCUGGGGGCCACUCCUCUGGUGGAUCGGAGGCCAGGAGGGGCGGGGGACCCAGACCGACCCGGCGCAAUGUGUUCGAUUUCCCUUCGACCCACUCUGGCCACUCGCUGGGACGCCUCAAUGUCGGUCAGUCGGCGAAGCUGCAGCAGAGCUACAGCGACUUCCUGCCAGAUUAUUUCUCACUGACGGAGAAACCUCCAGAGGAGUUCUGCCUCUCCCCAGACGCCUCCACCUCCUCUUCCUCCUGCUCUUCCUCACAGUCGCAGAUCUCCAUCGACCUGACGCAGAAGAGAGGUUUGGUUAAAGCCGUGAACACAGCGGUGGAUCUGAUCGUGGCUCACUUUGGCACCAGCAGAGACCCGGACGUGAAGGCUAAACUGGGGAACAGCUGGGUCAGUCCCAACGUGGGCCACCUCAUCCUCAAGUAUCUUUGCCCGGCGCUGCGUGAGGUUCUGCAGGACGGACUGAAGGCCUACGUCCUGGACCUGAUCAUCGGACAGAGACGCUGUCAGCCCUGGAGCCUGGUGGAGGCGUCCACACAGCUGGGUCCGUCCACUCGUGUCCUCCACAGCUUGUUCUCUAAGGUGAGCCAGUACUCGGAGCUCACCAGCCACAGCAUGAGACUGAACGCCUUCAUCUUCGGUUUGCUCAACCUGAAGUCUUUGGAAUUCUGGUUCAACCACCUUUACACACAUGAAGAUAUCAUAGCAGCACACUACAGCCCGUGGGGUUUCCUUCCCCUCUCUCAGGGGGCCUGCCAGCCUCUUUUUGAAGAGCUUCUCCUCCUGCUGCAGCCGCUGUCGCUGCUCCCCUUCGACCUGGACCUGCUGUUCGAGCCCCACCUCCUCCAGAAAGGCCAGGAGCAGCUCCGUCGCAAAGAGCAGCUGUGCUCCGCCGGCCAGAGCGCCGAGCACUCGAGCCGCUCCACCUUCCAGCUCAUGAGGGGCUGGAGCGCCACCGUCAGCGAGAUGGUCCGAGACUCCGGCGCCGAGGCCAGGAAGGAGAGGACGGGGCUGAGGAGGGAGGGGACGUGGCCGAGGAUGGAGGUGGCCGGGAGAAGAGACGGAGGAGCGAAAACGAGGUUGAAGAAAGACGGAGCGACGACUGAGAGCAUGACGGAUGAUCCUGGUAGCAGAGCGACGGGGAUGGAAGUAGGGUUUGCUGAUCUGUGGAGGGAGAGAGGGAUGGAGGGGCAGAGGGUGAAAGGAGUCGGGCAGGAGAGCAGCGCAGAAAGUGAGGAUCUACAGGACAGGAGGAAGGGAGUUACCGCGGACGACGAGCGGCAGCGGCAGGACAGGCAGGCCGGGUGGUGGUACCAGCUCAUGCAGUCCUCCCAGGUCUACAUCGACCAAUCCACCGAGGGCUCCAAGUUCGUCAAGGCCGAGAAGAGGAAGAAGUCUUCAGAGAGGCGGCAGGGGCAACCGCCGCCCACCAGAGAGGGCGUGGUGGAGGGAGCGGAGUCCAGCCAGGAGGGGGAGAUCAGGAAAAGCUCCAGCAGCGACUCGGCCGGAUCCAGAGGGAGGCCUUCGUGGAUGGAGCCCCCAGAGUCGGUCCUCACGCAGGAGAAAGACUCGGAUCCUCCGGAGGCUCCAGGGACCGGAGCUCAAGCUGCAGCCCAGGAGGAGAGCCCCUCGCGGGGACAGAGUCUGCGCUGGGGGAGGCUCUUCGGCUCCAGCCUCGGUUCUCCUUUGAGAGCAGAGGGAGCUGAACAGAAGGCGAAAACCCAGAAGACCAGGCCUCCGUCAGGCUGGCUCGGUUUGGACAGAUCUGUUCUUGGCCUCGUGGCUCAGACUCUUGGAGGAGGAAGUGGAAAGAAGACAGAAAAUCCUGCCUCACCAAGUCACUCCCAAACCACAGCUUCAACAGCGUCCAACCGCCCGAGUGGAGCCAGACAGCAGUCGACGUGUGAAGUCCGAGCGUUGUGCCACCACAUAGCCACCGAGCCCGGCCAGCUGAGCUUCAACAAGGGCGACAUCCUGCGAGUUCUGAGCAAAGCCGAUCCCGAUUGGCUGCUGUGUUCUCUGGGCUCCACCCAGGGUUUGGUUCCCAUCAUCUACGUCACCCUCAGCGGCAUGGACGACAGCCAGGACGCCACCGGACUGGAGCAGUGCUGAGGAAACAAUCCACAAGACGACGCUCUGGAGACGGAAGGCCAUCCCUGUCACUUAGUUACUGUUUUGGGCUGUACUUUGGGACGGAUUCUUGACAAACUUUGUAGAAAAAAAUGCAGAAGAUGUACAGAUGCGUACGAGGGAAGCAUGCAGGCUCAACCACGAACUCACAUCUGCUUCAAGACCAGACAAAGUAUGCAUGCAUACAUCCAGAAACCAAAAGACCAGAAACAAACCCAAAGGCUCCAACUUGUUUCUCUGCGUCCGACUCGCUUCACUCUGUGACCGUCCAGUCUUUAGAUCGUCCAUCUCUGCUGUCAACAAACCAGAGGAGACGGUAAUCUUCGCUCUAUGAUAUACUGCAAACCUUUGCUGUUCUGUCUGUACGUUCACCUCGCUGUGCCACACCUGAACGCAGCGCUCAGUUUCUGUCCUCAGCCUGGUCUGCUGUCCCGUUGCUUACUUAGUGCUGAAUUCAUUCAAGUAGAGGCCGGUGAAUCUUUGCUCUUUUUUUGGUUUUUAGGAUGUAAGGUGGGUGAUCUAAAAGCAAAAAAAUGAACUUUCUGAUCCACUCUAGUAACAGAGAAUUUGAGAGUAGAAUGUCACACUGGAGUUUGUUUUAAAGGCUUUUUAACCAUUUAAAGUGAAAAGAAAACAAAAAAUAAUGGGUUUUUAUUUGUCACUGUUCAUCAAAGCCUGUUUUCUUGGAGACGAUUGAAUGAUUGAAUGAUUGAAUGGAUGUAUCGACCACAGACUGAUUAGAAAAGAUGGAUAGAGCCACUGUGACGUCACUCAUUGGUUUUAGGUUUGGCUUUCACUGUCUUUUCUUUUUUUUAAGGACUGCACAGUACCAUAUGUUGGUGACCUGUCAUUUUACGAGUCCACAAGGUCCACCAUUUCUACACUUUCUAUCCACUGUCGAUGUAAAAAGCCCUGCAAUGCAUUCUUGUGUUGAGUUUCAAGAGAUAGAGCAUUAUGUUGGAUGCUCCUCAUCUGCAUAAAAUUGAGGACUAUUUUAUGCUAUUCAGAAGCAUCUGGUGUGACUCUCUGCCUUUAGAAACUCCAAAACGACUUUUAAAGUAACCACUGUUGGCUUAAAAUGAGUAUAAAUUAAGUAUCUGCACACCUUAUUUCUUAACAACAACAGGCUAAAGUUUCCAAACAGGCCAACAUGUUGGUCCAGUUUGAAAUGCUGUAAGUCAAGCGUUCGUCCAAUCAGGUGCAACCAGUGAUUGUGCAGUUGUCGGAGUAUUGGUUUCCUGUUGGAGAAAACCUGUCUAAACUGUCAUCUAUUGUAACGCUGCCUAGUUGUACAGUCAUAAAGUGUCCAAUGCUGCGACUUGUAGACCCUUUGGAUACCUACCAUCAUCAGUCAAAGUAGCCACCACCUAAAACCUACGCUAGUUCAUCGUCUGUUUUCCUCCAAAUUCGUCAAUAAUUUACAAAAUAAACACCAUGCUGUAUUGAAGGAGACUUGAAACAAGUAGUUGAGACCAGAAACAUAUCAGGAAAAUGUCCACUAAGAGAGUAAAUCAAGUGAGAAGUAGGUUAAUUUUCUCAACAACUUCUGUAAAAUUGGAUUUCUUUUUGCAGCUAGAAGAGUCGCCCUCUGCUGGCUGUUAGAUGGGAUGCAGGUUUAUAGCACUUCUGUUUUGGCUUUGCUUUUCAAACCCGGAAACAACAUCCAUCUUAUAUAAAUUGUAUAAAACUAUGGUUGACACAAGCACCUGAAAACUGAAGCCAACAUAGGAGUGUCAAAAACUGCACUUCCUUAAAUGUCCACCAGAGGCUGGAGUCAAUCUCCAUAGACCUCCAUGUUAAAACGUCCAACUUUACAGCAGAAGUAAACAUCUUUACAGUCUGGAACAACAAAUGAUUUUGAUCUGUAGAGAUAAUUUCCCCUUUCAUGAGAACUUUAGAGGUGGGAAAUGUUUAAAUAUCUCACCUGUUUUAGUUGUAUUAAGACUUAAAGUUCUGCACAAUUACGUCAGUGUUUGCAUAGCCCCACAUCUUGACUAAUUUUUAUGUUAGCUUGGAGUUAAAAGGAGUCGAGGUGACGUCACAGAAGGUUAAUCCAUCUUUAUUUAAAGUCUUGAGUUGACCUUGUUUGAUUGCAUGUAACCUCACAAAAAUCUCUUUCCUGUUUCACAUGUGCUCAAACUCAAAUCCAAGAGGACGGCUUUUGAGGACAAACACGAUCGAGCGAGUUGGUACAUUCUGUAAAUGCAUAUAUGACUUAAUAGGAGGUUUAUUUAUUUAUUGACCUGUUUGAUUAACCGAAGGCAGCAUCUAAAUGGACAGGAAACAGGGAGGCCUGUGGGGAAAUUCUUCAAAACUAAUUAGUUCCAUGUUUUGAAUUUAAAAAGGGGUAAAAAAAAUCUCUUCUAUGCCUUAAAGCGCUUGAAGGAAAAAGAGGCAGACGCCCAGCUAGUGAGAUAAUAGCUGUCCUGAUUUUACAGUAUAUUUUCUAUAUGCUACGAUGUGUCAUUUUCCCCAGAUUGGCGUCUGCACAGAUGCUUCGGAGGAAAGUAUUGUGAAGAAAUAGAGAUCUAUGGUGAUAUUUUUGUGAUGCUUAAAGUGAAACCGCCGACGCAUUUCGUGCCGGCGGCUUUACAGACGCCGCUGCCUGUCGCGCCCAGGUGUAAAAAAUGUGGCCUUAGGUUCAAAAAGAGACGAUAAAGAACAAAAAACAAACGACGGCUGUAUCCAGUAAACCUGGAUAGACUGUGUUCACAUGGCCAGUCCAAAUAUUACACAUUAUAAGGUGGUAAAGUCUAUGUACAUUUAAUAAAUAAAUGAAUGCUUGUGUAUUUUUUGAGAAUCUUACAUAGGAUAUAAUUUUACCAUUAUUUUUGUUUCUCUUUUUGUUGCAUUAUUGUACAGUUUUUAUGAUUUUUAACGUUUAAUUUCGACCGCUCAUCGGAGUGUAAAUAUAUUUAAAUCAUGCAACGGUUCAGUUUCUGCCAUAGAGCUAUAUGUAUGAAUGUCAUUAAUGCAUUUUACGUUAACUACGGAAAGCAAGUAUAAGCUUCAGUUUCACCGCUAACAACCUGCUGACUAGAAUACGGAGUUUCAGAGGCAGUUUGCUGUUGGUUUGAAUUCAAAAACACAUCGUAGUAGAUUAAAACCAGAGAGGCUCAGGGGGUCAGAGGCAAAGACGGACUCACUUUUAAUUAGACUCGCUGAAAUUUGCAUUAAAAGUAGAAGAGGCAUCAACGAGAGGAAGAAAGAAGGAUGGUUUGUUCCUUUUUUCCUUCUCUCUGGUCUGUUUUCUCUGUGCUUUCUCUCUGCCGGCUGCCUCCUGCCUGUAAAUACCUUCGGCAUCAGUGACACUGCUCUUCUCUCUGUGUCCGGCUAUAUGAUGUGUACGUACGACAUUAUCAAACUACUAUGGAUGUUAAAUAACAAAGUGCUCAUGUGAUCACAAA
Acanthochromis polyacanthus (spiny chromis) is the source of this 8724-nucleotide messenger RNA. It is a transcript of the gene rusc2, whose product is annotated as RUN and SH3 domain containing 2. The record is from RefSeq and is a predicted model, not a curated record. Gene Ontology annotation, cellular component: cytoplasmic vesicle. Gene Ontology annotation, molecular function: protein binding. NCBI's taxonomy places the organism in Eukaryota, Metazoa, Chordata, Actinopteri, Pomacentridae.